This is a messenger RNA of Paraglomus brasilianum, 603 nucleotides long. The record is from the annotation of a GenBank genome assembly. Lineage: Eukaryota; Fungi; Glomeromycota; Glomeromycetes; Paraglomerales; Paraglomeraceae.
AUGGCAUUCAGACUUGUUAACUCUACCAUUGGAAUCGCUCCAAGACUAAACCAGACGGUAUUAGGCUUAAAAAGUGUUGGUAACGUUAGAGCAGUAACUAUAUUCCAAGUUGCUAGUUUUCAUGCAAGUCGAGCUGCUGGUCUUCAGACCACAAAAGUUGUCAGAGAUGGUGCGAGUAAUUUUACUCCCUCCCUUCACCUUUAUAUCCUCUUGCUCUCUCACUACCGCUUACAAGGCUUUAUAAAAGGCUCGGUGAACGAUGCAGCAGUUCUUCCGGCAAGGGACAAAUUCUUCGGCUCCUACCACUGGUUUUUUGAACGUAUGAUCUCCAUUAGCCUCAUCCCUCUCACUGCAGCCUCUGUAGUUCAGGGUGCCCAUCCGAUCACUGACCUUCUUCUCGGCGUCGUGCUUCCCAUUCACUGUCAUGUUGGAUUCGACGCCAUCAUUACCGAUUAUCUUCCUGCCAGAAAGACACCCACGUUGAACAAGUUGAGUACUUGGGGUUUAAGAGGUGCAACAUUGCUUGUACUUAUCGGGUGCUAUCAGUUUAACACUAAUGAUGUUGGGAUGACUGAAUUGGUUAAGAGAGUCUGGCAUGCUUAA